Molecule: messenger RNA, 9130 nt
Organism: Anarrhichthys ocellatus (wolf-eel)
Lineage: Eukaryota; Metazoa; Chordata; Actinopteri; Perciformes; Anarhichadidae
Product: neuroblast differentiation-associated protein AHNAK
Exons: 8
Coding region: 1438-8232 (2264 amino acids)
Biological process (GO): regulation of RNA splicing
Cellular component (GO): costamere; cytoplasm; nucleus
Molecular function (GO): protein binding
Source: RefSeq, a predicted model, not a curated record
ACAUGUGCGGUGCCAGUAGUUGUGUUCGGAACACUGGACAUCCGCCUGAAUGAAGUGGUGAAUAACUUAAGAAACACAUCAUCCAGUCAUGCUGAGCAGAGCCUGAAUCCUCAACAAAGCUCCCCGCACACAUUAACCCAACGAUUCACUACAACAGCAUCCGUGUGCUUGAGAUGACACACUAACAAGACUGAAGCCCUCUUCACGCUGGACUACAGUACCCGUUACCUGUUCUUUGCAAAUCUGCCAUGUCUGUCAUCUGUCCAGUAAAAAUUCACCUGCAAAUGAUCCACCAUAUAUCGCUAAACACGCGUGAGGACACGUGAUCAUAAUAAUACCUUGCGAAUCGGCCUUUCGGUCUUCUGGUUUGGUUUUCGGAGGCUCAUCUCGCAAACAAUCUCUGGAGCACGAAGUCUUUGUGAAUAUUACAUAAACAUUAAAAGUUACUUAUAUAAUACGAUAAUAUUUAUAAUAUUAGAUACAAUUCCUACAUGGUACAAUAGUUUUAAUGUCAGUAAAUUUGAGUAAAAUACAGAUUUUGCUUCUCAUGGAACACAGACGUGGCGGCCAUGACAGGAGCUCAGAGAGGUUAGCUCGAUGCUAACAUCAGCAUGCUAACAUGAUACGAUGAUGUCAGUGUGUUUUAUGAAUGGUUUUUAAUGGUUAUGUUGAUGUGAAAAGGCUCAUUAAGUUUCACCAGAUUCCAUUAAAUGUCUGAUUCAUUACCUUCAAUCCUAGUUCAUUAAAAGUAUGAAGUGUCUUUUUAUUCAUUUAAAUUCAUCACAGGUAGUUUUUGCUGCAAUGGCAAAAGCCUUUAUACAAUAUGAGCUUUAAGGAUUAAGGUAGUUUCAUAGUUUUAUGUUAUAUUAUAAAGUAAUACUGUUGGAUUGUUUAAGAUGUUCUUCCCCGUUAAGUGGGAGUGGUAUUAAUUAAUGACAGAUUCAUGUAAAUUCAAGGUUAUUUUAAGUUGUGUGUGGUGCAAAGUCAACAUUAGGACUUGAUUCAGUUCAUUUGGGAGGGACACAAGUUCAGGCAAGAUAGGUUUGACUGCAACCUAAAAGUGUCCCGCCUCCUUUGUCCAUCUGAGACUGAACUAAUUACUUUAACCACUUUGGCAUUCACACUCACGCCAGGAAUGUUCGAAGGCAGUUUGGAUGCCGUGUUGUGAACACCUCGGCUUUAUUUCCAGGAGUUAAAGAAACAGCAGAAGCAGCUGGUCGAAGGCUGAGAGCACCAGAGCCGGGCACAGAGGACGAUUCAACAUGUGACGAGCCAUCUCAGUUCACAGAGAGACCGCGGCCUCAAGGAUCGUCCCCCGUCGAGGAGUAUCCUGAAACCGAAAAAUACACCGACAGUGACAAAGAGUGUGAAGCGGAGCAUGACCGACACCACAAAAGUGGGAGUGGAAAGAAAACUAAAAAGUCCGGGCUUGGGUCCAUGUUUGAAAAGCGUUCAACUCCAAAGAUGAGCAAACUGAAGGAAGAUCACAGCCCUGAAUCUGGAGUGAUAGUGAAAACAGCCCCAGAUGGAUGUUCAGAGGGUCUCGUUUAUGGUGGAGGGGGCAGAGAGGGAAUCUUCAUUAAGGAAGUGGUACCAGAGUCACCUGCCUCAAAAAGUCUGAAACUGAAAGAAGGUGAUCAGAUUCUGAGCGCCACCGUGUAUUUUGACAACGUGUCGUACGAGGACGCCGUUCAGAUUCUGGAGCACGCUCAGGCUUACAAGAUGAAGCUCUGCUUGAAACGCAAUCCAGGCGUCACAGAGACGGAAUCAGCCAUCGAAUCUGACGUCAUCCCUGAGGAAGACGUCUACGUUGCAGAAAUGAGGGAGCAAGGAAAAACCAAAAGGCGUAGUGAAGCACGCAUUUCAUGGCCUAAGUUUCCCUCCUUUGGAAAAGGACGCAAGUCUCGCUUUACAAGAUCUCACAGCUCCUCCGAAGCUGAUGAGCAGAGAAAGCUUGAGCUCAGUCCCACUACAAGUGACACAGAGUCACCGAUAAAAUCUCAGGAUACUCUCAAAGGCAAGAAGAAGCAUAAAAUAAAGCUUUCUGGUCUGACAAAGAGAGGCCGCAUAAGUUCAUCUGAAGACCAGGACACAGACGCUCCAACAUCUGCGCAGAUGCUUCCGACUGAGUGCCUUGAAAGUCCCUCAGGGGAAACACCUCAAGUAUACGUGACUGAGGAUCUGAAAGUAGUGGAGGACUUAAGACUGACUGAACCUCAAACUGUUCAACACAAGGUGGAACUCAUCUCUAUAGCUAGCACUUUGAAAACAGAAGAUCUAACCGUGGCUCUGGCAGGUCAAGAAAGUCUCUCUGGUAUCAAGUCCCCUGAUGGGAAGAAGAAGAAGAAGAAGAAAGAACUGUCUCAAUUAAAAAUAAACAUUUUGGGGAAGGAUAAAUCACACAAGAAAGAUGCAAAAGAAAAAUCGUCACCAAAAAGGCUGAAAACAAUGGGGGCAAGUAUUGAAAUAGCAGACCAACCUGAAAAUGAAAAAUCUGAUGUCAUCCCAAGUUUUGAAUCACGCACAAAACUACAAGGAGUUCAACUUGCACUUGAUGACAAUACCCAAAUAAUCGAAAGGAGCGUACCAAAGAUGGAACUUGAAAUAUCUGACGUUGCAUUCAUACAAAAAUCUCCACAGAAAGGUGAAGAGAAAACAAAGAAAGGCAAGGACAUUAAACAGAAACAAGAAGCAAAGAGAGAUCCAACAUUCAAACUGCCUAAAAUAGGCUUUAGUGACAUCGCCAGUGAGGAAACAAUCCCAAAAAUGAAUGUAAAUUUUGAAGAACGCACAACUAAAAUUGAGCAACUUACAACUGAGGGUACAGAAGUGAAAGAAGAUCCUUUUGAGCAACUGUCAAAAAGCAGUCUUUCCAGAACAAAACUUCCCAAACGUGAAGACAUUGAGAUUCCAGGUAUGGAGGACAUGUCUAAGAGGACCACAGUCAAAAUAAUGAAAGAGCCUAAAACUGUUUCUACCAGACAUUAUGAGGACACUCAAGCUGAAACUGUACAAAUGUCAAUUGAUGUUGACAGCGUGAAAGAGGCAGUUUCAAAAUUGCCUGGAUUUAAGCUGCCUAAGGUUGACACAAGUGGCAUGCCUAUUCCUGAAGAAAUUACUGUGAUAGACGCAAAUGCACAAAGAAUAUCGGUGAAAACACCCACUAAAACAAAACACGAAGCACACUUCAGUAAGUUUGACAUAACUGCCUCUCCAGAAAUCUCCAAGACAACAAUUAAACUACCAAAGAUCACACCUGCUGAUUUAGCCUCAGAUGAACUUUUAAUGGUGACCCAGGUAGAUUUAAAAAAAACUGAAAAGGAAUACAAAGCUGAGCCAAAACAAAGCGACAAAGAGGUUUAUAAACGAGAACAUAUCAUAAUACCUGGAAAAGAAAGUGCACAAGAAGCGACCGUUCUUCAGACACAAGGAACACAAGACAACGAGGGCAUCAAAUCUGAUUAUAUAUCUGCAGCAACUUUCAAAACAAAGAGGGCAAAGAUAACAAUGCCUAGCUUUGGGAUUGCAAAACCAGACAUAAAAAUCCCUGACAUUGGAAUUCACUUGCCAAAACAAAAUAUCUCUGAGCAAAAUGUUGACAACAUAAAAGGUGAAAGGACUAUAUUCCUCCAAGAAGUAGAAAUAUCAAAGACUGAAGCAAGAAACAAGAUUGGAGGAGUCACAUCGGAUGUCAAAAUACCUGAAAUUGACGGCAUUGAAUACAUUGAUUCAGCAUAUGGUUCACCAGCCAAAAAGGACGUCGGAUUUAGGCUUACAGGUUUUGGUGUUAAUCUUAAUGCUGACAGCCCAAAGGCCGACAUCUCAUGUACAGAUGUCGGAGGUGAGGCAAAAGUUGUUGAAGCCAAAGAGCAGACAUUCAAACUGGCCAAAUUUGGAGAAGGAACUCUGAACAUCAACGUAAAUGUGCCUGAUGCAAAUGAGGACAUAAACAUUGAUGGGGCCAAGAUAAAAACACUUGACAGGGAGGAAAAGGGUGGCAAGUUCCAUCUUCCGAACCUCGGCAUCUCCAUGCCAAAGGUGAAAGGACCUACAAUUGACAUAAGCCUAUCAAAACAAGAUGUAAAUGUAACACUACCAGAGGCUAAAGCUGAAGUCAAACUCCCAGAAGCCCCUGACAGUGACAUUACUCUUGGAACCAUAGACGUUUCUAAUCGAGAGCAAAAGAUAGAACUUGAAAAACCUGAAUUCAAUGUCAAACAUCUGAGGACUGAAGGGGAACUUGAUGGGCAAGGAGGCAAGUUUAAAAUGCCAGAAUUUGGUGUAAAAAUGCCAAAAGUAAAAGGGCCAGAAUUUGAUUUAAGCUUGUCUAAGAAAGAUGUAGAUGUCACUUUGCCUCAAGCUAAAGCAGAAGUCAAACUUCCUUAUGUUGAACAUACAGAACCUGGUAUUAAAAUUGAGAGCAAAGCUCCAGAGAUUGCAAUUUACAAACAGGAUAUUAAAAGAUCAACAUCAAAAUUUAAGAUGCCGACAUUUAAACUACCAACAGUUGGAGUUGGUACUCCAAACGUGUCUGUGGAAGUACGUGAUAUGGACAAAGAUGUCAAAAUCGAUGGAGCUAACAGGGCUGCAGUUAACAUUGAAGCACCCAGUGUUGACAUUGAGGGUCCUUCAGUAGAUAUGAAAGCAAUAGGAACUGAUCAUGAGGGUAAAGAAAGCAAGUUGAAAAUGCCACAUCUCGGGUUCACUAUGCCUAAAGUCAAAGGGCCUCAAGUUAAUUUAAGUUCAUCAAAGAAAGAUGUAGAUGUNACUCUACCAGAAGCCAAAGCUGAAGUCAAACUCCCUGAUGUUAAACUUAAAGAAUCUUCUGCCCAAGUGGAAAUCAAAGCUCCUGAGAUUGAAGCUCAAACGAGUAAUGUUGAAGGAUCACCAUCAAAACUAAAAAUGCCAACAUUCACAUUACCCAAAUUUGGAGCUGCUACUCCAAAGGUCAGUGUGGAAGUACCUGAUGUGGACAAAGACAUUAAAAUUGAAGGAGCUACAGUGGAUAUCACUGCACCCAGAAUUGACACUGAAGGCCUAUCUGUAGAUAUGAAAUCUAAAGAAAGUGAACUUCAAGUGUCAGGAAGCAAGUUUAAAAUGCCGAAGUUUGGAAUCUCAAUGCCAAAAGUAAAAGGACCUGAAAUUGACUUAAGUUUAUCAAAGAAAGAUAUAGAUGUCACAUUACCAGAAGCGAAAGCUGAGGUCAAACUGCCCAGUGUUGAAGUCAAAGAACAUGAAGCCGUCAUUUCAGCACCAGAUGCACCAACAGUUGAGGUUGAAACCAAGAUGAAAAGACCAAAUUGGACAUUUCCAAAAUUUUCCUUUUCAAGGACAGGUGGUAAAGCCCCUGAUGUAGAUGUCAAGCUUGAAACACCCAAAGUUGAUGUCGCAUUACCAGAAGCCAAAGCAGAAGUUGAACUUCCAGAUGUCAAAAUAAAACAACCGUCUGCUACAGUGGAAAUCAAAGCUCCUGACAUUGAAGCUCAAACGAGUAAUGUUGAAGGAUCACCAUCAAAACUAAAAAUGCCAACAUUCACAUUACCCAAAUUUGGAGCUGCUACUCCAAAGGUCAGCGUGGAAGGACCUGAUGUGGACAAAGACAUUAAAAUUAAAGGAGCUACAGUGGAUGUCACUGCAGCCAGCAUUGAAACUGAAGGCCUAUCUGUAGAUAUGAAAGCUAAAGAAAGUGACCUGGAAUUGUCAGGAAGCAAGUUUAAAAUGCCGAAGUUUGGCAUCUCAAUGCCAAAAGUAAAAGGACCUGAAAUUGAUUUGAGCUUAUCAAAGAAAGAUGUAGAUGUCACAUUACCAGAAGCCAAAGCAGAAGUUGAACUUCCAGAUGUCAAAAUAAAACAACCGUCUGCUACAGUGGAUAUCAAAGCUCUUGAGAUUGAAGCUAAAACUGGUAAUGUUGAAAGAUCACCAUCAAAACUAAAAAUGCCAACAUUCACAUUACCCAAAUUUGGAGCUGCUACUCCUAAGGUCAGUGUGGAAGUACCUGAUGUGGACAAAGACAUUCAAAUUGAAGGAGCUACAGUGGAUGUCACUGCACCCAGCAUUGACACUGAAGACCUAUCUGUAGAUAUGAAAUCUAAAGAAAGUGAAAUUCAAGUGUCAGGAAGCAAAUUUAAAAUGCCGAAGUUUGGAAUCUCAAUGUCAAAAGUAAAAGGACCUGAAAUUGAUUUGAGCUUAUCAAAGAAAGAUGGAGAUGUCACAUUACCAGAAGCCAAAGCUGAGGUCAAACUGCCCAGUGUUGAAGUCAAAGAACAUGAAGCCGUCAUUUCAGCACCAGAUGCACCAACAGUUGAGGUUGAAACCGAGAUGAAAAGACCAAAUUGGACAUUUCCAAAAUUGUCCUUUUCAAGCACAGGUGGUAAAGCCCCUGAUGUAGAUGACAAGCUUGAAACACCCAACGUUAAUGUUACACCAACAGAGGCCAAAGCAGAAGUCCAAGGACCUUCAGGGGUGAUUUUAAUAGAAGAGCCACCUGCUGCAAAGCCUGAUGCAAACUUGAAAAAAACUAAAUUUUCACUACCCAGAUUUUCUUUUUCAAAGUCAAGUGUUAAAGAACCUGAAGUCAGUGCUGAGCUUCCAUGUGUUGAUGUUUCUCUUUCAGAGGGACAAGUGAUAGUAAAGCAAUCUGAAAUGCAAAUCAAAGCUCCCGAGCUUGAAGCUGAACUUGAUGGGCAAGGAAGCAAGUUCAAAUUUCCAAAGUUCGGCAUUGCACUGCCAAAAGCAAAAGGACCUGGAGAAGAUUUAAAUGCAUCACAGGAAGAUGCAGUUAUCACGUUGCCGGAAGUUAAAGCAGAGGUCAAACUCCCUCAAAUUGAAGUCAAAGAACCUUCAGCUAGUGUGGAAAUCAAAGCCUCUGAGACUGAAGCCAAGUCAAAAGAUGCUGGAGGAUCACCGUUGAAAUUUAAAAUGCCAACAUUGAAGAUGUCGAAAUUUGGAGCGGCUACUUACGAUAUCACCGUAGAAGCACCUGAUGCAGACACUGAUGGAGCUAAACUUAAGGAGGAUGUUACUGUCAACAUCAAAGGUCCCAGUGUUGAUAUUAAAUCAGAUGUAUCCCAAGCAGCAAUAACAGAUUCUGAAACACCAAAGACUGAUACUGACGCUGUGGGUCUUGGCUCUCCAAGUAAAUUCCAACUACCAUCAUUUAAAAUGCCAAAGCUGAGUUUCUCAAGAUCCAACCCUGAAGAUGAACAUGUCCCCGUUGACACUGAAAGCAAAGCAGAUAAACAGGAAAUGAAAGUUGAGCCAAAAGAAGAGAGUAAAUCCCCCAAAGUGACUUUUACAUCAUUUGGUGAGAUCCUGAAGAAUAUUGAUGUUGAAUUUGAUGUUCCAAAAACAUCAGAAAAUCUUGAAACCUCAAAGGAAGUUGAUGAAACAGAUGAACCCAGUGGAGAGCAGUUACAGGCAAGGGAAAAGGAAACAAAGCAAGAUGCUACCAAAAGUCCAGAGAGAACAGGCUGGUUUAAAUUCCCCAAGUUUGGCCUGUCCUCCCCAUCGGAACCUGCCAAGAUCCCUGAAAGAGACGAGCGUAAGGAUGAAAAGAGCCCAGCAGGGGAAACAGUGGAUGAGGAAAUAAGCCCCACCUGUUCCGUGCAGUCAUCAGACGCCUUUGCUGAUAUUAGCUCCGCGAUGACAAGUGAGUAUGGUGGCUUUUCCUUAUCUUCUCCAACCAGGGUUACUGUCAAAUACUCUGAUCCUACCGCUGCUGCAGGGCUCGGAGAGCUGCACAGUAACAUUAUUACUUCCACCACGAAGACUGAGCUGAUCUCGGUUGAGCCCAACUUGCCUGAGAAAAUCACAAUUCUGUCAUCCGGAGUUUCAUCUUCGUCGGAGGACACGCUCAGACUGGAAUCAGGGAAAAUACACGUCAUUACAUCAAAUAUUCAAGCGACCCCAGAAGCACAGCAUGCCAAGCUACUAACUGCUGUCCAAAUCCAAUCGGCUGGAGGCUUUCCCCAAGGAUCAGAGGCUAACGAAGCUGCAUCGUGGACUAUCGAGGAUUCACAAAGCGGCAAGACAACGGUCUUCGAGAAGCAUUUCGUGAGGGAAACAUCAAGUGAAAGAAGUGAAAGCAAAGAAACAAUUGUUAUUAGGAAACAAAUCACACGUAGGUUUGACUCGUCUGAGCCCAUCUCAGGUGAGACAGCUUCAUCCAUUCAGCGACUGAGAGAUUCUAUGCACUCUGACAAAAUGAGGUUCUUUGAUGGAGCCGACGAGUGAAAUAAAUGUAUGCAAAUGAUAUCUAAAGAUACAAUCCCUCAUUAUGCAGCCUUAGCAGCCUAACAGUCAAUGUGACAGAGAGAUGAGAUUAAAAAACAAAAAGAUUGUUUCAGAGUUUAACUUACCAAUCACAGGAAAGAAUCAGCCAGGUGUUAACUUUAAGCUCUGGCUGCAUGUUGUUGACCUAUAAAGAGAUGGAUUCAUGUAAUUCACUGAUAAGUUGUUAAUAAGCUUGUAACUGAGUGCCCUUACUGCAAAUUAUGACAGGACUUCACCAAAUAUCCUUGCUUAUUAUGGCACAGAACUAGAGUAAGCCAUGUCUUUUGUUUAUCAAAACUUAUCAUAUAUUUGUUGUUUCAUAGUUUUUAAUGUACACUGAUCCAAUGUACUUGUGCUCUUAUUCAUCUGAUGAUAAUCACCAGCGCAUUUGAUUUAAUGUGACUGUUGCAAAAAUUGUUAAAUGUUACUGACAUUCCAAAAUAUGUUUACCAUAAUUUCACCGUAAAGUCGACAGUAGAGAAAAGCUAGAAUAGAAUAGGGCCGUAUAUGACAGAUAAAUGAAUAUGUACAUGUAUCACUGAGAUGUAUUCUUGUGGCUGUAGCUCAAAUGUAAAGAAACAAUAACAACGUUGAAACGAAAGCGCUUAUGAUCAGACACAGCAAGUGUACUGCUGCAACUAUAUUUUGUAUUAAUAUUUCGCUUAGAACCUAAUUUGCUACAAGAAAAAUGAUAUCAACGGUAUGUUGUCUUAUAAUAUAUCGCUGUACAAAGUGGGAGAAUUAAACUGGCUGUGUAAAUAGCUUUUAAUGAUCUCUGGAGCUUCAUUUGAUUACUGCUCCUCUGACGCAUUGUGUUUGCAAAGUUAUGCAAAAUAAAUAAAUACUGUGUGAACCUGUG